CGCUGAGUCAGUCGGUUCUCAGCCGGCCCCGAUGCACGAUCAUCGGCUGCCGGUCCGUCAACGACACUCCAUUAACUUUCAUUCUCUCAUCCUCAGUUUACAUGUGAAAACCAUUCAUCAGUCGUAUCAAGUCCCAUCCUAGUGGUCUUGUGUUGUAACAAUAGGAGGCACAUUGUUGAUGCUGUUUAAACCGAUAGAGUUGAAUUGAUAGGGUUUGUAAGCGUUUGUAAGUAACUUGUUACUUGUGAGGAGGCGAUUGAGGCCUCAAGUAUACAAUAGAAAGGACUUUACUCCGGGUCACGAGCUCUUCGCUGGAGCAAAUCACGUCCAGCUAUUCUCCAGAAGGAAGUAAUGCUGAGGGUAAUGAAAAUUAUUCGAGUGUAAAAUCACGUAAAUAUGUCGAAGGAAUGCAGAUACUUCGUGCAGCAUGCCUGGAAGAAAGACCUGUGCGCCAACUGUUUCGAGUCCAGGCAGGAUCACCAGCGUUCAGCGCCAUGUACAAAGCCAUUUAUAGCCCGAGAAGUGAAAAAUAUUCAGGGUAUUCUUCGUGGACUUAGAACAACCGCGGUGACAGGAUCUAGGCGUAAAAAAAAUCGCGUGGCAUUUCCGGAAGAGUUGACUAGAGUAAUCGGAUAUGGUGGUGACGAUUACUCAGACAGUGAUACUGAGCUGGAUCCAUCGUCAAGCGAUGUGGAGAUAAUAAACUGUGAAAAUACUGUCGAGGAAGAGGUAGAUUCGAUUCAAGACACGGAGGAGGAUCGGGCCCUUAACAAUCUCACACGAGUCAAUACUAAUUUCAAUAUGGUAACGGCCAAUCUUACGAUAGCACCGAGCGAAGCUAAACCAAAAACAGUUGGCCUGAUGCUGGGUAGAAUUCAGAAGGACGCCGAUGGCAAUAAAACCACUCUGCUUAUAUCUGUAACGCCAUUUGGCGGUGAUGACGUUAGUGUGCCAACUGCCCGAAGGCCAAUCGAGAGAAAACGAGCCGAUGAGCGACCGGUUGCACUCGAAAAAAUCGUCGACAUGCCGUUAAUUGCGUCGAAUAAUCUAAUGGCUAUCAAGAGGACGGAGGCAAGUCCUCAGCGUGUCCCUGACCUCGAGAUUGUUGGAACCAAAUCAUUGCCAAUUACGUCGAAUUCUUGUCCACUUAAAGGUACUUAUGAAUCAAGGCAGGGUGAGACUGUUAAGGAUAUAAUAUCAGGGUGUCGAGAGCAUCUCCAGAAAGUGGAAGAUGAGGCUGAGGAAGUGGUCAGCAAUGAUGAAGGGAUUUCAGUUGUUGGCGAGCAGAGAGCUGACGCGAAUUACGAUGAUUUGGGUGAGCGAACGGUUGAGGGUGAAUCAGAGCCCAUGGAGAGUACAGAGGGUUCACCGUUUCUCGAUGAUAAUAGUCGGGAGGAGGCUGGGGCGCCUGAUGGCAAGGCAGACGAGGACGAGAUAUCGGUGGAAUGCAGUGGGAUCAUUCCCAACGAGCCCAGACGAUCGUUUCUCCACUCGGAGACACUUGCCACGAAAAAACCCACUGCCCUGACCACGACCAUAUCAGUAGAGGCCAGGGAAGUCCCUGUGGAUGACGCACUUACGAUGAAAGGCGAUAGCAGAACAUCAGGGAAUGCGGAAAACGUGGCGGAAGGGAGAGAGGAGGAAUGCGGCUUGGAUAAUCAGCCGAGUGGCAACGGCAAACGCAGAAUGGCACCAAAACCACCCGAUGUCUCUGUCGAAGACUCUUCAGGGCCUCUAUUCACGCGUAAACCCAAUAUCAAGGGGAAUUUAAAGUCUGAUUGUCCCGUUGUCAGGGAAAAGGAGAAACGCGAAAGGGCGACGUCGUCGUCCAGCCCGAAAUUGAGAAAAUCACUGGGUCCAACGGUCGAGGACUCCAGUUUCUCUCCUGUGAGUCCUGAUCAAUCUCCGGAACCCAGGAGAAGUUUCUCCCUAUCGCAGCAGGAUAUUCCCUCCUCGAGUGUUGCUUCUGAUAAGCUUGAGGAGAAGAAGAAGAGCAAGUCACGGUUUUCCCUGAAGAAAUUGUUGAGAAUGGGGGGCUCCAGGAAGGACAUGAAUUUAAUGCAGACUGGGGCCUCCGUGGGGGCCAAGGGGGAGGACAUACCGGGGACCAGUCAACUGAAACCAAGGCUUGAGAUUAUUCAUCCGUUGGAACUCGAUGGAGCUGCUGUCGAGGUAUUACGACAUGAUAAAAUGGGAAAGAGUCAGGAGGAACACGUGGGCAAUGAGUCGAGACAGGAAUCUGGACAUGUCAAUGCGAGACUGGGAAAGCCUCCGCCACCACCGAGAAGCGGUCAAUCGUCGACAAAUUUACCCAGCAAGCAGACAAGGCCACCACCACCGACGCCAGACAAUCCCACAAAAUCCUCAUCACCAGUGAGAGCCUGGCACACAGCUCCACCCGGAACAGUGGCUGGUGACUCAAUUUACGCGAAUUUGGCACCGGAGAAUGUUGCAGGUGAGGUGAGAAGCACAAUUGCACCGUCCAAGCCACAACGUACAGCCAGCAUAAAACGCGAGAGUGAAAUCAUCAAGAGUAAUCACUCGAGUCCAAGGGAAAUGGCUGCCUCCCGACGUUACGAAAAAUCUUGUCUCAAUGUACCAACGAAUUCGGAUUCCCUCGACUCGACUUCGAGUGACAGUCACGAUGUCUACGAGUUUCUCUCGAGCUCACCGGAGUGUGAUUCCAAUCUGGAGCUUCGUAGGCAUGCCAAUGAGGCAACCAGAACAAAUGCUGGUAAAAGAAACUCCGAGGGUGGUGUUGGAACUGAUCAUUAUCCACUGUUCAAGUAUACCAAGUCAACAUUUGCCAGGUCUAAUUCGCUGCCUUACUGUGCCAGUGAGACUGAGAGUGAUGGGGUUUAUACGGGGAAUGAGGGUGCGGAGGAGGAUCAGGACUGGAAGACUAAGAAUGAGGAUUUCGUCAUGACAAGAGUGCGACAGAGGAGAACUCGGACAGUUGUCCACCGGAGUCUGGAGGAUAAUUACGGUGCAGUUGUCAUAGCCAAUCACGAGUCCCUCGCGCAACUGUUGGAACGAUUAUCUCAAGUGGACCACUCAUCUCUCUCCCUUCAUCUGCGGCCACUGGGCGCCUCCAACCCACGACUCAAAGAUUUUCACAUUGAACUUGAAACACUCCGAACAAUCGGCAGACGAGGAUUCUGCUCUGCCUCGUGGAAUGACCAUCCAGUAACGAUUUGCUUGUCUCCAGACAGUCUCACCUCACCAGUCUCCCACAAAGAUUUCUGCCUCAUCCCUAUCCUUGAAUUUGCAGAUAGAAUUCCCGAUGAAACACCGUUCAAUCGCAUUCCGACACUCGCCAAAAAUGAAGACGUCACGGUAUCGGUUCUGCCGCCAUACCAAGUAUGCUCGAUGAAGUCAUUCCUCUCAAAUCUGCAACGACAACUUCGUAACAGCGCCAGCAAUGAAACCAUAAUGAGAGAAUGUUGCUUAGUACUUCUUCAAUUUGUAACAGCAUUGAAAAAUCUCCAGGCACGAGGGAUAGAGGAAUUGCCUAAGAGUCUAGGUAAUUUUGUGCUAUGCAAGGAAGAGAAGGAUCCCUCAUAUCGUCUCUAUCAUCUUCAGAGUCUACACGUGGAUCACAUAAACGACGAGGAGGAGCAAGUUUCACUGUGUCAGAGUGCUCUAGUUGCCUUCCGGGAGCUCAAUCUAACGAACAGACUUCCGGUAAUAAAGGAAUUACUCGUGCGUGAACGUGCAGUGAGCCUCUCCCAGGUGAAAGCUGUACUCGAGUAUUCGCUGUGGGGCCCAGGAGAUGUGACACUGGACAUUUGGAAAGAGAGGGAAAUUGUUUUGCAAAGGUGGCUAGACCUUGAGAGAGCGACGAUUCUUCACGCUCUAGUGCGAACACGACCACCUCUCAUCGUUGUUGAUGAGUAUCAGCUCAUCUUCUUGGUCCAAACGACAGCGAAGAGCAUGUGUGAGGCCUCUGUUCUUCUCGAUGAGCAAUCAUCGAAAUUCCAUCCUCUUCCACUAACUUGACUCAUUCAAGCACUGAAUCAUUUGUCAAGCCAGACUCCAACAUUUUUCUCUGAGUACAUUUUCCGAGAAUACCUUUUCAUCAUGUCUCAGUGAAAACGGAAAAUUAAUGCAUUUUCAUUCGUCACUCCACAUCUGAAUGAAAUUAUUCAUCAAAUAACCCUCUAUUAUGCUCAAUUAACAUAUACCAUUACUCAUUUUGUAUUCUAUUUUGUAUUAUUCAUCACUCGAAUUUGUUAUUUAUUCUCAGAUAAUUCAAAAAUUUGUUACACAUUUCUAGUUCUCGUCUCUAUGAAAAUAUAUAUUCUCUUGUGAAGGUUUCAUUAAAAGAAUAAGACGUAA
Fopius arisanus is the source of this 4338-nucleotide messenger RNA. RefSeq lists its product as uncharacterized. Bases 397 to 3999 code for a protein of 1200 amino acids. The transcript has 11 exons. The record is from RefSeq and is a predicted model, not a curated record. NCBI's taxonomy places the organism in Eukaryota, Metazoa, Arthropoda, Insecta, Hymenoptera, Braconidae.